CUUGUCAAUCUCGAACGCCUUUAUUUGAGUAGGAACAAACUGAUUGACCCAAUUCCAACCUCCAUCACCAAUGCCUCUAAACUUACCUUAUUGGGAAUAAAUAGCAACUCUUUCAGUGGCUCCAUACCCGACUUUGGUAAUUUGAGACUCCUACAAAGACUUUACAUUUGGGGAAAUAAAUUUAUUGGAGCGGAAGCCCCAUCUCAGGAGUUAAGAUUUCUCUCUUCGUUAACUAACUGUCGAUAUUUGAUGGAUUUGGUGAUGUCGGAUAAUCCACUUAAUGGUAUCCUACCCGCUUCGAUUGGGAAUCUAUCCUCAUCUCUUGAGUAUAUUGGCGCGUCAAACAACAACAUCAAGGGUGCCAUUCUUUCUGAAAUAGGAAAGUUAAGCAGUUUGCUAACUAUAAAUUUGGGUAGGAAUCAAUUGAGUGGAGCCAUUCCACCAACAAUUGGGAAAUUGGUGAAACUUCAAGAAUUAGGCCUUAGUGGUAAUCAAUUUGUAGGAUCUAUCCAUAAUGAUCUUUGUGGAAUGAGUAAUUUAGGGGUGUUGAGGCUUGGUGGUAACAUGCUUGUAGGUUCAAUACCUAAAUGUUUGGGUGAAGUUAAAUCAUUGAGAGAGAUCUACUUAGGUUUUUCCAACCAAUUGAAUUCAACCAUCCCUCCCAACUUUUGGACUCACAAAUUUUACUGUCCAAAAAUAAUUUCAUGGGUCAACUAUCAUAUGAAAUUGGCAAUUUAAAGACAAUCUACUCUCUAGAUUUGUCAUUUAAUCAAUUUUCAGGUGGCAUUCCAAGCACAAUUUCCGGUUGUGAGUCAUUACAAUAUCUAAACUUGUCGAACAAUCAGCUUAGAGGAGCAAUUCCAACCACCUUAGGAAAUGUCAAGGGUUUGAUAUCAUUGGAUUUAUCUUACAAUAAUCUUUCCGGGUCAAUACCCGACUCCUUAGAAGGCCUCCCCUUUCUUGAGCACUGUAGCAUCUCUAACAACAAAUUGGAAGGGGAAAUUCCAGAUGGCGGCCGGUUUGGGAACUUCACUGCUCAAUCUUUUGCAAACAACUUUGGCCUUUGUGGUGGUCCAGUAUGGUUUCAAAUCCAAUCAUGCUUAAAAGAUAAUGGUGGAAUAUCAAUUAAGUACAUGAUCAUUGUUCCCUCGUUGAGUUUAGUAGUCAUUGUGGUGAUUAUCAUGCUCGUGUUGAUAAGGAGACGAAAACGGAAGAAUGAGAGAAGAGUAAGAAAUAGGAGAAGAAUUUCUUACAUAGAAUUGGAACCAGACAUAACAUCAUUAAGUGAGACUAACCUGCUCGGACGAGGAAGUUAUGGUUCAGUAUACAAAGCGACACUUUCUGAUGGAUUAGACGUUGCUGUCAAAGUGUUUGACUUGCAACUACAAGGAGCAGCUGAGAGCUUUGAUACUGAAAUGGAAAUACUAUGCAACAUUCGUCACAGAAACUUAGUUCGUGUUGUUGGAUGUUGUAGUAACAAAGAGUUUAAAGCUCUGGUUCUAACUUACAUGCCGAAUGGGAGCUUGGAUAAAUGGUUGCAUUCUGAUAUGUAUGGGUUGGAUCUUAUAAAGAGACUUGAACUAGCAAUAGAUGUUGCAGCGGCCUUGGAAUAUCUUCACCACAAUUACACAUUCCCAAUUAUUCACUCUGAUGUAAAGCCGAGCAAUGUGUUGCUUGACCAAGACAUGGUUGCUCAUCUUGCUGAUUUUGGUAUUUCUAAGCUUUUUGAUAGAGGAGAAGCUGUCGUCCAAACACGAACAAUGGCAACCAUCGGUUAUGCAGCACCAGAGUUGGGAACGGAAGGCAAAGUGUCGACAAGUGGAGAUGUGUAUAGCUUCGGGAUUAUGCUAUUGGAGAUGCUUACAGGGAAGAAGCCAACAGAUGAUAUGUUUGGUGGGGAAAUGAGCUUAAAAGAAUGGGUGAAUAAAGCAUUACAAGAAAAUGCAGUAACAGGAAUCGCCUGCUUUAUUAUCAAGGGAAGAUGAACAUUUCUGCGAAAAGGAGCAGUGUGUGUCGUCGAUUUAUUACUUGGCGAUGAAAUGUUUAGCAUUUUCACCUUCUGAAAGGAUUAACAUGAUUGAAGUAGGAAAUACUCUGCACAAGAU
Salvia hispanica is the source of this 2105-nucleotide messenger RNA. The record is from RefSeq and is a predicted model, not a curated record. Lineage: Eukaryota; Viridiplantae; Streptophyta; Magnoliopsida; Lamiales; Lamiaceae.